Molecule: messenger RNA, 777 nt
Organism: Triticum turgidum subsp. durum (durum wheat)
Lineage: Eukaryota; Viridiplantae; Streptophyta; Magnoliopsida; Poales; Poaceae
Source: the annotation of a GenBank genome assembly
AUGGCGCCGUCGUCGCCGGCGGCGGCGGCGGUGGCGGCCGAGGGAGGCGAGCAGCAGAUCGUGGCGGCGGCGGCGGCGAAGAAGAAGAAGGGCGGCGGGAAGAGGGGCCGGCGCGAGAUGCGGCGGAUCGAGGACGCCACCAGCCGGCAGGUCACCUUCUCCAAGCGCCGCAGCGGGCUGCUCAAGAAGGCCUUCGAGCUGGGCGUCCUCUGCGACGCCGAGGUCGCCCUCAUCGUCUUCUCCCCCCGCGGCCGCCUCUACGAGUACGCCUCCGCGCCAGAUUUGCAGAAAACGAUUGAUCGCUACCUGAAUCACACAAAAGGGACAUCUGCCAAUGAGAAAACUGUUGAGCAACCAGCUGCUGGCGUUCAGAUGUGUAGAUCUGAAGCUACCGCCUUGAAGCACAAGAUAGACGCAAUUGAGGCCUACCAGAGGAAGCUAUCUGGAGAAGGAUUGGGGUCCUGUUCGGCCCAUGAGCUGCAAGAGCUGGAGCUGCAGCUGGAGAAGAGCCUAAGCUGCAUCCGGCAAAAGAAGCAACAGAAAAUGGUGGCUAAAAUCUCGGAGCUGAAGGAGAAGGAGAGAAAGCUGUUGACGGAGAACUCGGUGCUCCGCGAGGAGUACAAGGCGCUGCCUCUGCUCGAGCUGGCCACUGCUGCUGCUGCUGAAAGAUCGCCUGACGGCGCUGGAGCUGAAGAAGACGAGGAGGACGAGCGGCGGCGGCAUUACAUGGAAGUGGAGACCGAGCUGGUCAUUGGAAGGCCCGGGUCCUCUAGCUAG